AUGCACCAACGAAUCAACCAUCGGCCGGCUGAGGUGGUGUCCGCUUGGUGGUCUGUCAUCUCUUUCAAGGCCGACGUCAGCUUCUUCUUUUUUCCACUCCUCUUCUCGGUCUGUCUUGACGGGCGGCACGGCGGCCACACCACAAUCGCCGCACAAGACCAAAAGAGGCACCGCAGCCAGGCUCCUACUCGACGAUCAUGCACAAUGACGAGCGACUCGAUUCCUAGUCGUAGCUCUCACGUUAGAUGGAACGCCCCUCCUCAGAUUCGAGAAGGAUGGUGUGGCUUACUCCAAGUUGAUCGCGCACAUCUGACGUCUUACAUGAACGGUCUUACUUGGAGCUUCUUCUUCAACACAGCAAUUCCUCUCAAACCCGCAGGAGCCAGGAGUAGUAGCAUCAUCAUCAUCAGGGUAUGUCUCAAUCAUCAUUGA
Molecule: messenger RNA, 432 nt
Organism: Colletotrichum tamarilloi
Lineage: Eukaryota; Fungi; Ascomycota; Sordariomycetes; Glomerellales; Glomerellaceae
Exons: 2
Coding region: 1-432 (143 amino acids)
Source: RefSeq, a predicted model, not a curated record